CAUAAAAUCAGACAUUUCUAAUAAUACGGAGGCAGAUCUCAUAAAUUUCGAUUUUAAAUUUGUGAAAAAUUUUUAAGAGAAUUCAAGUCCAGGGAAAAAUAGAAAGCCCCCUUUAUUCAUUUCCAGAUCCGAUAUAUCUAUAGCCGAACUCGAGAGACAAAAUGGAUCGCGAAGAAGACAUUGAAGAACAGGACAGGAGUCCCCCGAAGAUAUCCAGGUACACCGAAGCCCAGCCUGAAGAGAUCUCUGUUCCAAUAAACCAUUCAUCUCUAUCGCUGCGGGUCGAGUCGACUGAACAGUGCUCACUCUCAUUUUUACCAUUUUACUCAUCUGAACUGGGAACUAAAAAUGGGAAUAUCCAGAAGGCUGAAAAAUGUAAAAAGAGGAUUCUGGCUAUAAAGAAAAGAAUCGCCGUUCUAGAAAAGCAAAUUAAAUUAAACAAAAAUGAUGCAGAAAAAUCAAUGCUUUUUCCGUUAACUGAGGCACAGCAGAUCCAAAUAGAUUCUAUAUGCAGUCAUACGGAUGAAGAGAGUAUUGUGAUCGACAAAUUUAAAAACCCCAUCCAAGUGAAGGAUCUUAAGAUACUCAAGUCUCAAAAUGAUUGGCUCAACGAUAAGAUUAUCAACUUUUAUGUGGAUCUAAUCAGCGAACGCUCAACCCGCACAUCCAACCCUUUACCGACUGUCUACACAUUUAGUACGUUCUUCGUCGAACGCUUUUUGACGGAUGGCUACAAAGGAGUUCGACGAUAUACGAAGAAAAUAGAUAUAUUUAGCUAUGAUAUGAUCUUGAUACCCGAAAAUAUUAAAAACAUCCAUUGGUGCAUGACGAUUAUCAAUUUAAAGGAGAAAACCAUCCGCUACUACGACUCUUUGGGCGGCGGCCACGAUUUGCUGCUACAUGCCCUCACGACUUACCUCGCAGAAGAGUCGAUGGACAAGCGCCACGUGGCAUACGACAUAAAGGAGUUUUCGCUGGAAACUGUUAAGGAUAUGCCACGGCAGGAGAACACUCACGACUGCGGGGUCUUUGCCUGCAUGGCGGCGGAAUAUGUGACACGCUGCCAGCCUCUGAACUUCACGCAAAAGGACAUCCCGAAUCUGCGCUCCAAAAUGAUUCUGGAAAUCUCCAGUGGCAGACUUUUGUAACAUCCUUACACUCCACCCAGACAUCUUAUGAUUCCCUCACCCAUCCCCAUCGAGAAUCCACAUGCAAUCACAGAAUAUGGCCAUAAAUUCCUCUUAGAUCUUGGCCCCUGUUUUGAAUAAAGAAAAUGCCUCAAAUGUCUCGGAAA
This is a messenger RNA of Drosophila pseudoobscura, 1294 nucleotides long. Its product is annotated as sentrin-specific protease 1-like. Gene Ontology annotation, cellular component: nucleus. Lineage: Eukaryota; Metazoa; Arthropoda; Insecta; Diptera; Drosophilidae. Bases 162 to 1148 code for a protein of 328 amino acids. The transcript is spliced from 4 exons. The record is from RefSeq and is a predicted model, not a curated record. Gene Ontology annotation, molecular function: deSUMOylase activity. Gene Ontology annotation, biological process: proteolysis; protein desumoylation.